Molecule: messenger RNA, 2680 nt
Organism: Arachis duranensis
Lineage: Eukaryota; Viridiplantae; Streptophyta; Magnoliopsida; Fabales; Fabaceae
Exons: 8
Coding region: 353-2161 (602 amino acids)
Biological process (GO): protein phosphorylation
Cellular component (GO): cytoplasm
Molecular function (GO): ATP binding; protein serine/threonine kinase activity
Source: RefSeq, a predicted model, not a curated record
UCCCUCACGCUUCCUUUCUUCUCACUUCGGUAAAUCUCAAAGAUAAAGCAGCAGCUGAAGCCCAAUCCGUUGCGUUUAUGGCGGACUUCUAGAUUCGAUUCGACUCCCCAACGAGCUUUCUCGAUCCCUCAGUCUACCUGCAACAGUUGCGCGAUCUUUGUAGCUGUUUGGUUGGUGUUUGAAUUCGGUGCAGAUCGAAGGCGUGAUGCUACUAUUCGAUUUGUGCUGAAUUUUGGAUUGAAGGAUCUCUUAAGAGCAAUCAGUGGAAAAUUUUUCUUCCUAAGCAAGAGUUAUUAAAUAUGUGUCAUUUAAUUUCCAUGUGCAGCAAUCCUAAUUAGCUUUCCAUAAAACAAUGUGGAGAUUUAACCCAUUUACACACAAGGAGGCAGCUGGCCUUGAAGGCCGAGUUAUAGAUGUGGGCAAUCUUAAGAUAAAUGUCCAGAAGGCCAUCGCAGAAGGAGGGUUCUCUUGUGUUUACUUAGCACGUGAUGCUUUCCAUAUGUCAAAGCAAUAUGCGUUGAAGCACAUCAUAUGCAAUGAUGAUGAAUCACUUGCAUUGGCAAAGAAGGAGAUAUCUGUGAUGAAGUCACUGGUAGGACAUCCCAAUGUAGUCACACUUCAUGCUCAUACAAUAUUUGAUAUGGGUAGGACAAAAGAGGCAUUUCUUGUAAUGGAAUAUUGCGAGAAGUCUCUUGUUAGUGUGCUGGAAAGCCGAGGAGCAGGUUAUUUUGAUGAGAACCAGGUUCUCUUAAUCUUCAGGGAUGUAUGUAAUGCAGUUUUCGCUAUGCACUGCCAGUUCCCACCUAUUGCUCACCGAGACUUGAAAGCAGAGAAUCUUUUAUUAGGUUCAGAUGGUUUAUGGAAGUUGUGUGACUUUGGAAGCACUUCCACCAAUCACAAGCGUUUUGAGAAGCCAGAAGAAAUGGGAAUCGAGGAAGACAAUAUCAGGAAGUACACAACCCCUGCCUACAGGGCCCCUGAGAUGUGGGAUCUGUUCCUUAGAGAAGUCAUCAACGAGAAAGUGGACAUAUGGGCACUAGGGUGUCUCCUUUUUCGCAUAUGCUAUUUCAAAAGUGCUUUUGACGGGGAAUCAAAGCUCCAAGUCUUAAAUGGAAACUACCGCAUUCCUGAUUUGCCUAGAUACAGUUCAUCAGUCACGGAUUUAAUCAGAGACAUGCUUCAAGCUAGACCAGAUGACAGACCAGAUAUCACGCAGGUCUGGUUUCGUGUUAAUGAGCAGCUACCUAUUACUUUACAGAAGUCAUUGCCUGACAGGCCACCUGAGUUGCCUGCUUCCAACCAUCCGGAAGGUUCUUCAAUGUCCACUAAUAAAUCACACCCAGCACCUAGCAGGAAUCCACCUCCCCCGCCUUCAUCUGUAGAAUCCAAACCAACGGUCCAGGCAUCUGUUGCUUCUAGGGGUGGUGGAAAUGGGGGGCAGCUUGGUGCUUUCUGGUCCACUCAGCAUGCAAAUGAUUCAAUCGUUUCCAAGGAAAAGAGUAAACCUGUAUUUGAUGAAGAACCAUCUAGUAACAAUAACACAUUAAAGCAUGAUAGAGUUCAUCUAGAGAAUGAUCACUUACCCAAAAAUGUUGGUACUAACAAAGUGGUCAACGCACCAACUCAUUCAGUAAAAAGCAGUGUACAUGGAAAGUCACACAAGCCUGACACUGCAUCAUCCAAGGAUUUCGAAUUGAACUUUUUUAAGGAUAAAGGUCAGAUGAAUGAGAGGGGAUUGUCAAAUAUAGACAAUACAGCUACUUUUCAGGAUCAUGCUUUUAACACAUUUGUUGCAGAAUUUGAUACUGCUAAGCUCAGUCCUGGACUUAAGUCUGAAAGGGAAGAAAUAUUAGAAGCUGAGGUGGAGAAACUGAAAGGGCAGUUGAAGGAAGCAAACAUAGCCAAAGCUGAAAUCACUUCAAAGUAUGAAAAGCUUUCUGCUAUAUGCAGAUCGCAAAGGCAAGAAUUACAGGAUCUAAAACAGGCACUUGCUGCAAAAACUCCCUCGCCAAAUAGGGAGGGUAUGAGGACCUCUCCUGCACUUACAUCAUCUGCAUCCACGGUAAUACCAUUUUGUAAUUUUCGUAUCCUACUCAUUUGCCUUACUGAAAAUUUCUUUAGCCUGUACUUUCUAACCAAAGUCAUGGCAGGCUUUUCCUGAGGAACCACGACAACAAACCUCCUUUUCAGCUGACAAUACUUCAAAAUCUGUCAGGACUAGAAAUACCCAGCAGAAGCCGCAGCCUGCUCCAGUUGCUGCUAACUUCGAUUCUUGGGGUUUUGGAUCUGAUAACUUCAGUGCUGUAAGAGCUAGUACCCCACAGAUGCCAAGACCUGGUGAAGGGAGUAAUUCUCAGGCAUUUGGUGAAGCAAAGGCAUUUCAGAAGAAAUCAACUACCCCCCCUGCUGGAUGGGCUGGAUUUUAACUGUGCAGAAUGGUUGUGCUCUGAUUGCACCUAUAAUCAUUUUUACUUUGCUCCAUUAUGUUUGAUUCAUGCUGUUGGGCGUUUGUUUCUUUUCGUGGAUGAUUUUACUAAAUGGAUCUUGUUUAUCUGGACUAUAUCCAUUCUGGGGUGGAAGUAUUCAUUUCCAAUUUGCAUGAUUAUUGUAUUACUCGUGUCUCUGAAAAACUUUCGAGUCCUGAACUUGGUUUAUAAAUUUCAAUGAUUAUAUUAGCUGA